AUGAGUUUCUCUUUGUUACGUACGCUUUGCGUUGUUGUCAGCGUCUGCGCCCUUUCCGCUCUUGGUGUGCUUGCGGCAACCAAGCGCGAGGCGUGCUUGAUGCGAAUGUAUCCGCAGAGUGCAGGUUUCUUUGGCGCGCUCGGUGCAACUGUUGCACUCGUUUUUGCAAAUCUUGGAUCUGCGUACGGCGCCGCCAAGGCUGGUGUUGGUGUGGCGCAUCUGGGCCUGUCGGCACCGGAAAAGAUUAUGCGCGGCAUCGUCCCAGUCGUCAUGGCGGGCAUCCUCGGUAUAUACGGUCUCAUUGUGGCGGUCAUCAUCAACAACAACAUCAAGACCGAGCCGUACACCUACUCGACCUUCGCGGGGAAUAUGCACCUCGGCGCGGGGCUGGCGGCGGGACUUGCCGCUUUGGCAGCAGGUCUCUCCAUUGGCGUCGUUGGUGAUACUGCAGUGCGGGCGUACGGCAAACAGGACCAGGUGUUUGUGGCGAUGGUACUCAUGCUGAUUUUCUCAGAGGCCCUGGGCCUUUACGGUCUUAUCAUUGCGCUGCUGAUGAACAACCAGGCUAAUAGAUAUGGGGCUCUCUGCGGUGCCGAGUAA
This is a messenger RNA of Trypanosoma grayi, 600 nucleotides long. Its product is annotated as vacuolar type H+ ATPase subunit. NCBI's taxonomy places the organism in Eukaryota, Euglenozoa, Kinetoplastea, Trypanosomatida, Trypanosomatidae. Gene Ontology annotation, cellular component: proton-transporting V-type ATPase, V0 domain. Bases 1 to 600 code for a protein of 199 amino acids. The transcript has a single exon. Gene Ontology annotation, molecular function: proton-transporting ATPase activity, rotational mechanism. Gene Ontology annotation, biological process: proton transmembrane transport. The record is from RefSeq and is a predicted model, not a curated record.